Molecule: messenger RNA, 2369 nt
Organism: Neoarius graeffei (lesser salmon catfish)
Lineage: Eukaryota; Metazoa; Chordata; Actinopteri; Siluriformes; Ariidae
Gene: pcyt1ab
Product: phosphate cytidylyltransferase 1A, choline b
Exons: 9
Coding region: 235-1314 (359 amino acids)
Biological process (GO): CDP-choline pathway
Cellular component (GO): endoplasmic reticulum
Molecular function (GO): phosphatidylcholine binding; choline-phosphate cytidylyltransferase activity
Source: RefSeq, a predicted model, not a curated record
AGGAGUGUUUCUGUGGAGCUGUCAAAAUAGUUAGUGUUGCUGUUUGUUCUCUGUUGGAAGACAAAACAGCGGUGUAUUGUCUGUAAAAAAAUAUAUAAAUAAAUAAAAAUGUAGUUAGUCACUUUACUAAAUCGUUCUCGGCGGUUACACACGUACCUUUUGCAACGCUUAAGCGACUUCUUCCAAGUCCAGACAGCGACUGAGCUCCUCAGCUGGCUUUCCCACAUUUAGGGCAUGGAGCCACACAGUUCAGGACUCACAAAGAAAAGAAGAAGAGAGGAACCAAAUGGAGACACAGAUGAGGAAGAACGAAAUGGAAAAAUUCCACGAAGGACUUCUACCCUGACAGAACCUGCACCCUUUUCUGAUCAGCUGGCAGCUAUGUCCCCACCAUAUACUCGUGUUAGCCUAGAGGAAGCCCGUUGUGGCACACCAGUGGGUCGUGCAGUGCGCGUGUAUGCUGAUGGGAUUUUUGACAUGUUUCAUUCUGGACAUGCCCGAGCUCUGAUGCAGGCUAAAUGUCUUUUUCCAAACACUCAUCUUAUUGUAGGUGUCUGCAGUGAUGCUUUGACGCACAAGCUUAAGGGCUUUACUGUUAUGAACGAGGAUGAGCGUUACGAUGCAGUGAGUCACUGUCGCUAUGUGGACGAGGUGGUCAGGGAUGCCCCAUGGACACUAACACCAGAGUUCCUGGCCAAACAUAGAAUUGACUUUGUUGCCCAUGACGAUAUCCCGUACGUUUCAGCUGAGAGUGAUGAUGUUUACAAGCAUAUAAAGGAGGCUGGCAUGUUUGCACCCACACAAAGGACAGAGGGCAUCUCCACCUCUGACAUCAUCACGCGUAUUGUCCGUGACUACGAUGUUUAUGUGCGACGCAAUCUGCAGAGAGGCUACACUGCCAAGGAGCUUAAUGUCAGCUUCAUCAAUGAAAAGAAGUACCACCUUCAGGAGCAUGUGGAUAAGGUGAAGCAGAAGGUACGGGACGUGGAGGAGAAGAGUAAAGAGUUUGUGCAGAAGGUGGAGGAGAAGAGCAUUGACCUCAUCCAGAAGUGGGAGGAGAAAUCACGCGAGUUCAUUGGCAACUUCUUGCAGAUGUUUGGGCCGGAUGGGGCACUGAAGCACAUGCUGAAGGAAGGGAAAGGGCGAAUGCUACAAGCCAUCAGCCCCAGACAAAGCCCCAACAGCAGCCCCUCACGAGAAGAGCGCAGCCCUUCUCCUACCUUCCGUCUUCCUUUCUUCACCAAGACCCCCCCAUCCUGGUUGCCUCCUUACUACAGCGAUACACACAGCGUCAGUGAGGAUGAUGAAGACUAGAAGGCCCCAGGAUUGUAUUGUGGUUUUUAACUUCCAGACGACAGAGUCCAAUUGACUGUUGAUUGUGAGUCCUAAACUCUAACAGGGCUUUAAGUUAAUCUGCUGUAGGAGUCUGUCGAGAACUCCUCCACCAGCGCUGCAUUAAUUAAUUACUGUAUGAAGGACCAGGUAGAGCUUCUGGAAAGGAACUAUCCUUAGACUUAAUCAGUAUUUGUUUGCGUCUUUUAUACACAUUUGAUUCGUGCACAAGUUAAGUCUAACAUGAUUCCCUCUGCACACCACCGUGACCCUCAGUGUUACUGUCACAUCACACGUUGGACCAUUUUGGGUUUUUUUUUCUUUUUAGUUCUUUACGGUCCAACAAAUGUAACGAUCCAUGCGCACAUGCACCUGUUAAAACGAACAAGGAACAGUUUAGAAAUAUACAGAGUAAGUCAUGUUUGUUGUGUGAAGUUUGUUUCUUUAGUUUUAUACAAGCGCUACAGGGAUGAUGUAGUGAACAAGUAUGGAAAGCUUAUAUCUAUGACAUCACAUAAGCAAGUCUACAUGAAAUGGCUUGGCAGUGACUGUUUUAGGGAAGUGUAUAAUUUUUGCAUGUAGUUUGUACAAUACUCUUUAUGUACAAACAGUAUCAUUGAGUCUAAUGAUGUGAGUUUGGAUAUGAAGUUUCAGAAAGCAUCCCCUGCUUGUGAGCAACAUUUUAUGCAAAGCUAAAACAAACCGAUGGCUUAGCUGAUCAACUACAUCUCAGUUGAGAGGAAACAUUGUGUAAAUUUCUUUUUUAUUUUCGUCAAAUUGUUCCUCUGAAGCUUAUUACAUUCCUUUCUGUCUCAAUGUAAAUCACUCAAAGGCUACAAAACACUGGAUUUAUUGCCAUAAUGGAAAACUGAACAUAAUCAUUUCACUGUGAGGGCAAAAGCCAUAGCAUGUGUUUUCAAUGUCAAAUGACUAUUUUUAAGUGCCCGAAUUUUAUUAUUCUGUCAUGAUUGCUUAAUACUCAGUGUUUUUAAUUUCUAAUGUCACAAUAAAUAUAAGUCUUAUUCCUUUUGAGAUUC